Delphinapterus leucas (beluga whale) is the source of this 2197-nucleotide messenger RNA. Lineage: Eukaryota; Metazoa; Chordata; Mammalia; Artiodactyla; Monodontidae. The record is from RefSeq and is a predicted model, not a curated record.
CCGUGGCCGCGCCUUCUCCAUGGCCGCAGCUCGUGUCCCGCUCUGGGCAGUCUGUGUGCUGCGGGUGGCGCUGGCCACAGUCUACUUCCAGGAGGACUUUCUAGAUGGAGGUGAAGGGGAUCCGCCGGUGGCGGAGGCUUAAGCUCCCUCAUACCCCAGUGCCCAACGGAUGGCCCAAGUUGCCAUUGCCCCCGCCUGUCGCCGAGGGAUCGGUGGUGGCAAAACCUCGAAGCUUCGAAGCCUCGGGGGCCCCUAACACUCCCCACCAGCCAAAUUAACAGUUUUCAGCCCUAACCGGUGUUAUUUACCCCCAACAGAGCGCUGGAGGAACCGAUGGGUGCAGUCCACCAAUGACUCCCAAUUUGGGUAUUUUAGACUCUCGUCCGGGAAAUUUUAUGGUCAUAAAGAGAAAGACAAAGGUUAGUGUAGGAAUCGUGAGAAAAUCAAGAUGAAUGUUAAACCCCCCAUAGCAACCUUUCAAGGUAGGUGUGGCACAGCCCUAACACCCAUUUCACAGGUCGGGAAACAGGCAUGGGUAAGGUCUUUUUGUCUUCUCUCUUUUCUUGACCAAGAUACCCCCUCUUCACAAGCACUAGUCAAAUGGGUUUGGAGAGCCGAGGGUCUUGCCCUACAGAAGGAAAAAGUUUAGAAGGUACUUCUCAUUUUUAUUUUCGCGUUAAAAAGAAAAACAGGGUAAAAGUUAUAUGCCGUCAAGCACACGGAUCUUUGGGGGUCCAAUAGGAUGAAUGUUUACAACUGCACACCGAGGUCAAGAUAGGAACGUUUUCAGGCCCCACCUCCACCCCCAGAGUCGUCUCUUCUGGCCUACCCUCCCCCCCAAGUCAGUAGUCUCCAAGUACCAAGGAUAACCUGUAUUCUGGCUUCUCAUUCCUGAUGAUCAAAGGUCUGCAGACCACUCAAAAUAGCCGAUUCUACGCCAUCUCUGCACGGUUCAAACCAUUUAGCAAUAAAGGGAAGACUCUGAUCAUUCAGUACACCGUGAAACAUGAGCAGAAGAUGGACUGUGGAGGGGGCUACAUUAAGCUCUUCCCUGCAGACGUGGAUCAGAAGAACCUGAAUGGAAAAUCCCAGUACUAUAUUAUGUUCGGACCCGAUAUUUGUGGAUUUGAUGUCAAGAAAGUUCAUGUUAUUUUACAUUUCAAGAAUCAGUAUCACUCAAACAAGAAAUCAAUCAGGUGUAAGGUUGAUGGCUUCACACACCUCUACACUCUGAUUUUAAGACCAGACCUCACUUACGAAGUGAAAAUUGAUGGUCAGUCGAUUGAAUCCGGCAGCAUAGAGUAUGACUGGCAGCUCACAUCACUGAAGAAAAUGGAGAAGGCUUCAGCAGAGUCUAAGGACUGGGACCAGGCUACAGAGGGCAAAUCCCAGGACUGGGAGAAGCACUUUCUGGAUGCCAGGGCCAGCAAGCCGAGUGACUGGAACAGCGAACUGGAUGGGGACUGGCAGGCGCCGAUGCUGCAGAAGCCUCCAUACCAAGAUGGCCUGAAACCAGAGGGCAUAGACAAAGAUGUUUGGCUCCAUCAGAAGAUGAAAAACACCAAUUAUUUGACGGAAUAUGACCUCUCAGAAUUUGAGAACAUUGGUGCCAUCGGACUGGAGCUUUGGCAGGUGAGAUCCGGAACCAUCUUCGAUAACUUCCUGAUCACAGAUGAUGAAGAGUACGCUGAGACUUUUGGCAAGGCCACCUGGGGUGAAACCAAGGGCCCAGAAAGGGAGAUGGAUGCCAUACAGGCCAAGGAAGAAGAGAAGAAGGCCCGAGAGGAAGAUGAGGACGAGAGGACGAUGGGCAGGUUUGGUGGGAGAGAAAAUAUCUUCAAAGAAUUCCACAAGAGGAAUGAACUUUAAUCAUCCCCACCCCAGAUAAAGAUGACUGGUAAAACCUUGUUUCUACUUUAAUCAACACUUAAAAGCUCAAAUGUCUACAUACGUGGUCAUUUGUCUAAUUUUCUUUGAAAAAUGUUCCCAUGCUUCUCGGUGGGAUCGGUCUGGUUUUCCCCGAGCACCUUCCACCCCCUCCUCCCUUACCCCAGGUACCCAGAGACGUUUCCUUUGGACAAACCGAAGUGCUGGAGGAAGCCCGAGGCCAGUGAGAGUCUGGCCAAAAACACAAUGCUCUUUUCUUAAUCCCCCAAAUGUUUUAUAAAUAAAAGGUGGUAAAACUUACCUUGAAAAA